AUGAAGCUCUUUUCGCCCCUACUGGCUUUGGUAGGGCUAUCCUCCCUAAUCUCCGCCCUUUCGGUUACCUCGGUGAAGAACUGGAAUAUCACAGAUGAUGUGCAGGGGUCGGUGCGUCUCAAUGGUCUUGCUUUCCAACAACACGCCUUGACGACGUUUGGAGACUACCAAUAUGUAGCCUUCUACAAGACAGCCUCUGGAUACGGCAAGCAUUAUGUCAAUCUUGGACGGCGAAGAAUUUCGCCUUCGCUUGGCGACUGGCAGUACUUUGCCUUCAGCGACUACGAACAGACGACACUCGAUGAGCACAACACCAUCUCCAUGGGCAUCAGUGGCGAUGGAAAAAUACACCUAAGCUUUGACCACCAUGAUGUUCCGCUCAACUACCGUGUGAGCAACGCUGGUAUCGCCAAGACUGUUCCCUCUGCAUGGACGCCAAGUGCUUUCGGGGCUGUUCAGCACAGUUUGCCAGGUUCCACUGGUCCAUGGACGCCGCUGACUUACCCUCGCUUCGAGUCUAUCGAUGGUGGCGACCUCUUGAUGGAAUUCCGGAUAGGGCAAUCUGGUGCGGGAGACUCAUAUAUCCACCGCUACUCUGCCACUACUGGGAAGUGGACCGCCGUCGGAAAGUAUUUGCAGGGCGAGGACAAUAACGCUUACGUUAAUGGUAUCAACAACGAAGGAGGAAAGUUGUUCGUUUCAUGGACUGUCCGGGAAACCCCUGAUGCCAGCACAAACCACGACUUUUUCUUUGCCUUCUCAGAGGAUGCUGGCAAAUCUUGGAAGCAAACCAACGGCCAAGCAGUCGCAGUUCCCAUUAAACCUUCAACACCUGGAGUCAAGGUCUACUCGAUCCCGCAGAACAGCCAAAUCAUCAACCAGGAAGCGCAGUUCGUAGACCGUCAAGGUCGUUUCCACGCAUUGAUGCGCGACAACUCAACUGGCACACCGCAGUUUUACCAUUACCUGCGAACAACAGAUGGCAAAUUUACCAAGACUGCCAUCAACGCACCGGGCCUUUCUGCGCCACCGUACCUUGCCUACCGCGGCAAGAUUGUUGCUACUGGCGAUAGUGUAAUUGCAAUUCUCCCGGACCAGCCAAAGAUGACAAUUCAGCUCUGGGCCGCGACUGCAGGCGCAAGCUACAAAGACUGGAAGAAGAUAGCAGACAUUCCCAACUCUGCUGGCGAACCUUUAGUUGACGAGGCUAGGGUCAAAAACUUUAAUAUUUUAAGCUUAUUCGUGAGGCAGGGUGGACCUUUUCCGGACCGAAAGGUCCAAGUCUGGGAUUUUGGUCUUUCCGCUUGA
Bipolaris oryzae ATCC 44560 is the source of this 1308-nucleotide messenger RNA. RefSeq lists its product as uncharacterized. The transcript has a single exon. The record is from RefSeq and is a predicted model, not a curated record. NCBI's taxonomy places the organism in Eukaryota, Fungi, Ascomycota, Dothideomycetes, Pleosporales, Pleosporaceae. The coding region runs from base 1 to 1308 and encodes 435 amino acids.